Medioppia subpectinata is the source of this 675-nucleotide messenger RNA. Lineage: Eukaryota; Metazoa; Arthropoda; Arachnida; Sarcoptiformes; Oppiidae. The record is from the annotation of a GenBank genome assembly.
AUGCACGAACGCUUCGAUGAUUUGGAUGUUGGCGACGAAGGCCGCGGUCUGGCCUUCAGACAGAGUCACGUGGGUUUGGAUGAACUGAUCGCCAUCGAGCUCGUCAACAACUCCCUGCUGGACCUGAGGGGGCGCAUCACGGGUCCGCCCGACACCCCCUACGAGGGCGGCCUCUUCCACCUCGAGAUCAAGGGUGAGCGCGGAUUGCGUCAGAGUUGCGUCACUCUCUCUAUUGUUGUUGCAGUGCCCGAGACGUACCCCUUCAACCCGCCCAAAGUGCGCUUCGUGACCAAAGUGUGGCACCCCAACAUCUCCUCCGUCACGGGCGCCAUCUGUCUGGACAUCCUCAAGGACCAGUGGGCGGCCGCCAUGACCAUCAGGACUGUCCUCCUGUCACUGCAGGCGCUCCUCGCCGCGGCGGAGGCGGACGACCCGCAGGACGCGGUGGUGGCGAAGCAGUACAAGGAGAACCCGGAGCUGUUCCGGCAGACGGCGCGGCACUGGACGUACAUGUACGCGUCGGGGCGGCGCGAGGACAGAGGCCAUUGUCAGGACUUCGACGCGAAGAUCCGCCGCCUGCAGGAAGUGAUGCGCAUCGACGAACACAAGGCGCUCGUCGCGCUCUCGUCCAACAACUGGGAGUUGGAGCGCGCCACACAAGCGCUGUUGCCCUGA